AUGAGAUCCACUCCAGAGUUUCCAUUCCGUGUGUUGACCCAUAACAUUCGAUAUGCCACCAGUUCCCCAUUCAAGGGGGAAGUUCCCUGGGACCAGCGCAAACAAGUAUUGCUGAACGAGCUCGAGUAUCAUACGCGUCAUGUCAGUGACACGUUCAUCUGCCUACAGGAGGUUCUUCAUAAACAACUAGAAGAUAUUCGCUUAGGACUAAAUUCCAAAGCGACAUCCGUAGCUCCAGACUGGGCAUACAUUGGAGUCGGACGAGACGACGGGCUUCAGGCUGGCGAAUAUUCGCCUAUCUUCUAUCGACCAUCGGUAUGGAAUCUCCUAGAUUGGGAGACAGUAUGGUUAUCGAAGACUCCCUCCAAGCCAUCCAAGAGCUGGGAUGCGGCCUCCAUUCGCAUUGUCACCAUCGGUGUGUUUAUUCACCGCUUAAACGGUACCACGGUCCUUGCCAUGAAUACCCAUCUAGAUGACCAGGGAUCUCAGUCCCGCUUGGAAGCCGCGCGAAUUAUUCGGGCAAAGAUCCAAGGGUACCGAAACGGGAAGUUUGGGGCCAUGAUUGGAGGUGCGUUCCUGGCGGGAGACUUGAACAGCCAGGAAGACCAAGAAGCCUAUUCGGACUUGACAGGGUCCAGUGAUUUCGAAGACACCUUUAAAUUGAUUGAUGCUUCGCGGCGAUAUGGGAACCACAAUACCUUCACUGGAUUUGGGUAUGAAAAAGAGCCGCCUUCGCGGAUUGAUUAUGUUCUCCUCGCUUCUGGCGGUAACCAGAAAUGGCGAGUGGAUGGUUACUCUGUAAUGGCCAACAGAUUCGAUGACGGGGUUUUUAAUUCAGAUCACUGUGCAGUCAUUGCCGAUCUCAGGCUACUAGGUUAG
Messenger RNA from Penicillium daleae, 879 nucleotides. Its product is annotated as endonuclease/exonuclease/phosphatase family protein. The coding region runs from base 1 to 879 and encodes 292 amino acids. NCBI's taxonomy places the organism in Eukaryota, Fungi, Ascomycota, Eurotiomycetes, Eurotiales, Aspergillaceae. The transcript has a single exon. The record is from RefSeq and is a predicted model, not a curated record. Gene Ontology annotation, molecular function: 3'-5'-RNA exonuclease activity.